Messenger RNA from Mustela erminea (ermine), 3073 nucleotides. RefSeq names its product glycosyltransferase like domain containing 1 (gene QTMAN). The transcript has 16 exons. Gene Ontology annotation, molecular function: glycosyltransferase activity. Bases 767 to 2197 code for a protein of 476 amino acids. NCBI's taxonomy places the organism in Eukaryota, Metazoa, Chordata, Mammalia, Carnivora, Mustelidae. The record is from RefSeq and is a predicted model, not a curated record.
AUGGAAAGGGGGAAAGGGCGCGCGGGGCGGGGGGAGAAGUGAAGCGAAGCCCUCGGUAGGUGAGAAGAGGAGCGGGGUCCGUGAACCAACACUACUAGGCGCGCGCGGGCGGGAUCCGCGCUGACUCAGGGACCCCGCGCUCCCGCCGUCCCGACCGCGCAGUGGGCGGAGUCUCAGGCGCGUGGGCGGACCAAAGGGCGGGGCCUGCGCCUGACGCGCCCGAAGGCCGCAGCGGCCGCAGGCCGGGAGGGGCGGCGGCGGCGGUGGCGGCGACGGCGGCGGCGGGGGAGGGGCACGGCGUCAGCGCGUCGCCGGCUGGGCCGCGCCGGUGGCCAGGAGGGAGAGACAAGGAGGAGGAGGAGGAGAGCCUUCUGAGAAAACAUCACAAGCACAAGUGACAAAAGAAAAAAAAUAGAUAAAUUGGACUUCAUCAAUAUUGAAAACCUCUGCUUCAAAAGACCAUCAAGACAGUGAAAUGCCAGCCCACCAACUGGGAGAAAAUAUUUGCAGAUCAUAUUUCUGUUCUUGGGGCUGGAGAUUCAAGGUGAAGGUGUCAGCAGAUUUACUUUAUUCUGAGAUCUCCUUGGCUUGCAGAUGAUCACCUUUCUGCUGGUAUCUCUGCAUUAGCCUGAUUGGAUAUAUGUAAGGAGAAAAAUUAGUACCUCUGGAUCAUCAGGUUGCACUUGAAGAAGACUAUAGGGAAGAAUCCAUUUUCUUCUUGCCACAAAAGUUGCAAUAGAAAAUCUGCGAAGGCUUGAAAGGGCCCAUGAGUCUUCUCAUCAUUGAGGCGUUCUUUGGAGGGUCCCAUAAACAGCUGGUGGAUCUGCUCCAAGAAGAGUUGGAAGACUGUGUCCUUUAUACCCUGCCUGCAAAGAAAUGGCAUUGGAGAGCACGGACGUCGGCUUUAUACUUCUCCCAGAACGUUCCUGUCAGUGAGCAGUACAGGAUCCUCUUUGCAAGCUCAGUGUUGAACCUGACUGAAUUGGUCGCCCUUCGGCCUGACCUUGGGAAAUUGAAAAAGAUUCUCUACUUCCAUGAGAACCAGUUGGUAUAUCCUGUUAAGAAAUAUCAGGAGAGGGAUUUCCAAUAUGGAUACAACCAAAUUCUCUCAUGCCUGGUGGCUGAGGUGGUGGUGUUCAACUCGGUUUUUAAUAUGGAGUCAUUUCUCACCUCUAUUGGAAAAUUUAUGAAACUGAUCCCUGAUCACAGACCCAAGGAUCUGGAAAGCAUCAUCAGGCCCAAGUGCCAAGUUCUUUACUUUCCCAUCAGGUUUCCUGAUGUGAGCAGAUUCAUGCCCAAGCACAAAACAGCCCAUUUACAGAAGAUCCUCAGCCUUAAAGGAAAUGGUGGCACUACUCCAUCUAUGGCCCUUCCUUUCCAACAGGAGCAGAAAAGUUCUGAGAUUUUAUUGAAGAAUUCUGACUCAGAGUUCGGACCUGGCAAUGUGGCGCCACAAGAAAACCUGGGUAGCUCAUUAACACAAGAGUCAGACUGGAGAAUGUGCAACCUGUCAGAUAAUUCAAGUUCUCACCGUCAGGAAAAUGCACAAAAUGUGACUUGUGAUCCCCGUGACAUUUUGGGAGGAACUGAUGAUCCACAAAGACCACUGCACAUUGUGUGGCCUCACAGGUGGGAACAUGAUAAAGAUCCAGAGAGUUUUUUUAAGGUACUGAUGCACCUUAAGGGUUUAGGACUCAAUUUCCACGUGUCUGUCCUUGGAGAAACCUUCACAGAUGUCCCAGAUGUAUUUUCAGAGUCCAGAAAGGCAUUGGGAUCGUCUGUCAUACACUGGGGCUACUUACCCAGCAAAGAUGACUAUUUCCAAGUACUGUGCAUGGCCGAUGUUGUCAUCUCAACAGCUAAGCAUGAGUUCUUUGGAGUGGCGAUGUUGGAAGCUGUGUAUUGUGGCUGUUACCCACUCUGUCCCAAAGAUUUGGUUUAUCCCGAAAUAUUUCCAGCUGAAUAUCUGUAUUCUACACCUGAACAGCUUUCAAAAAGGCUCCAGAAUUUCUGCAAGAGACCAGAUAUUGUAAGAAAACAUCUUUAUAAGAUUCUUUCUCCCAUCAACACAUCAUGUCAGCAGCUUAUUGAGUAUGUGGUGGACAAUCCCACUGGAGCCUUCAAAACCAGUAUAGGAAGUCCUAGAGACUUAAUCUACCACCCUCCUUUUUCCAUUUCCCUGUCAUUAAUCAGAUGACACACUGAGAGAAGCACAGACGUGAAAGGAAAGAAGUGAAAGAAGAUAUGAGCGAAGAAGGCAAGAGAAGAUACAGAUAAGGAAUUGAAUAUGGAAAAUGAAUAUAUAUGUUGUUUAAAAAGCAUAUCUGAAUGACAAAGAAUGAAAUCUGGCAUAUGUAACAAGAAAUGAGCACAUCUUCUAAAUGGGCUUGAUGGUAUGGUAUAAGUUCUAUUCUCUCACAUAGUAAUAUAACUGGAUUGCUCUUUAAAUUAAGUGAAUUUGUAUGUCCUCUCUCUUUUAAUGGAAUCAGUUUUGAUAUACUCUUUGUUCGUGCUGUUCGGGCUUCAGUCUAAGGGUUCUUUGUAUUAACUUUUUAAAGUUACAUUACAAAGAGGUUUUAAGAUUUCCCAACAGGCUUUUAUUUAACCAAAGCUUUUGAUCUCAAACCUGCUGGGGCCUAGUGAAAUCCUUACCAAUUCUCCAGUAACUCCUCACUAUUGGAAUUUGAAAAGACCCACCUGAAGGAUUGAACUCCCGGUAUGGUUUCAGCCAUCCUUUAGAUCACUCUAUUUAAGCAGACAGCAAGGGGGUCUAGUGCACCCUUUGUGAUCUGCUAAGCAGCCUAAGGUGUCCUUUGCAUAAGUUGUACUCCUAAGGAAAUAAAAAUCAGGAGGACACAGACCUAUAUUCCUUAUUUCCUGCUAUCUUCAGUUAAAGGGGGAUUGCAGGGGGUCUGCUUAACAUCUUUUGCUACCUAAAUACCUUUUGGACAUGGGAACUCCAUGAAAGAACUUUCAUUGCAUCCAUUACCCUACUGCAGUGCAUAACAAAUUAGAUUUAAAAGGCUACUUUUUUCCCCUUACAGCUAUUUCCAUCAUUUUCUUUAAAAUUUCA